UUACAGUCAAACAAUCCAGAGGGAACGGUAGAACAUAGCAGUUUUAGACCACUUUGGCGCCGACUACCAAAGGUCAGCUUGGUUGAGCAAUGAAGGAAUUAUGACAUGAAAAACACCUGCUCUGUGCGUGCGAGGGGGGAGGGACAGGUGAGGCGGAGAUUCUUCAAGAGGCAACUCUGCCGUAGUUGUCAGUCCUUCAUGAGGGGUUCUAUCGUUUAACUACCUGAAGCAAACGGAAGCGCUACAAUGACGUUAUCUAUAGCUGGCCAUUGAAAGAUGGACACGCCUUGUCAGGAAAAAUGUGCACUGUUGAUUUUUUACUUCUGCUUCUACGUAUGCUACAGCCAUUCGGCGGGUGACGGGGUCGUGUAUCCACAAGACCCUUUCAAGUUUGUUGGAGAAUCCCUAGAAUUAUUCUGUAACAUAACAAACAAGGACAUCCGCGAAAACUCCUCCUCGCUCUACUUCAUGCGAUCUAUAACCAGCUAUGCAAGCAAGGAAUACUCUCCUUUUGAAGGCGGGAAAACUCGUAACGAAUACGUCAUGAUCCCAGCACAGAAAACAGAAAUUCUAACAACUAAGUCAAUCUUACUGCGGUUGAAUAAUUUGACCAUCGAUGAUGACGGAGCAUAUGUUUGCUUUCAAAAAAAGUAUGAUUCACACAAGCCGGAUUUUAUUGGAAACCAGAUCGUCAAAAUAGAUUAUAGGCCCAAAAAAGUUGCAAAUAUAGACUGCACUGUAUAUAACUGGGAGAGUAUGAAGUGCACAUGGAAUCUUGGUGUCACUUUCCGACACCCUGAAAAUAUUAAUGUUUCACUUGUUUACACGUACGACCUUCCUGAAACAAACCCCUCUUAUUGUGUUUGUGGUCAUCAGGAAGACUGCCCUCGUAUGACCCCAACAUCUUGUGAGUGGCCUAAGCAAAUCUACUUGCAUGGUCAGCUGUAUUACAUGAAGCUUGAAGUCAAAACAAUAGUAAAAAAUAGAGUACUGGCUGAAGCAGUGUCUGACCAGUUUCGCAUUGAAACUGUUUUAUAUGAAACCUCAGGUGUUCAUUUAUCUGCAACAAAUGUACCUGAUCAUAAGGUUGUAGCACGUUUGAAGCCAGCUCCAGUUAAAGAUUUGAAAGUUGUAACUUCUAACAGCACAUGCAUCCAACUUAAGUGGAAACACUCAUCAAAUCCUGAAAGAAAAAAGUUUUACAAAAUAGUUUAUGGGAUCAAAGGACAAAAUCAGACAUCGAACAUAACAGAAACCAACAUGGAAAAGCUAUUCUGUAACCUUAUUCCAUACACAAGAUAUGAGUUUGAAAUCACUGUGUCACCUGCAUCAGAAGAAAGUUCAGAAACUCCAUCUUCAUAUUACACCAGUGACAAAAACUCUAUAAUUGCUAAUACAUCAGAAGAUGUACCUGGAGCUGCACCUAAAAUUUGUAAUGGCUGUUUUUAUGAAGAUGUGAAUAGAUGCCUAGGAAUAAAAUUUAAGAGAUGCAUUGACAUUUACUGGCAAGAUUUGUCUCCGAGUGAAAAGAAUGGUCUAAUAACACAGUAUAGAAUUAGGACAACAUCCAAAGAAAAAAAACUCAACACAGCUGAACUUCUCAAUGUGUCUAACAUACAUCUCACUUCCAAAGAGUUCAUUCUUCCAGAAAGUGACUUUCCAAUAAACAUCAGUUUGACAGCAGGCACAAAAAAGGGACUAUCGCUACAUUCUUCAGAAUUAGUUAUUCCAUCAAGACUAAAAAAGCCCAAACCCCCACAGAGUUUUCUAGUAGAGGUGGACAACAAAGAUGAAAAACUCAAAUAUUACCUCAGCUGGGCGGCUUUGGACAUGAGUAAAAGAACAGGAUCACCUUAUUUCAGCAUAACUGUUGUGUGGUGUGAGGGCAGAAACAACAAGUGUAAAGGUGAUAUAAAUUGGAAAAUUCUGACUCCUGACAGAGUUACCUGUGUGCUAGGAGCUGACAUUGAAAAAACGAGGUUUAGAGAAAUUUUGAUUGGCAUCACAGCUGAAGUUUACAUAAAUAACUCUGUACUGAGCAGUGGGAUUUUGUGGAAUAAUUGUAUAUACUUCCGGAAUCAGAAGCCUCAAAAACCUCCUACAGUUUAUCUACACAAUUCUGGGUUUGCUGAAAAUAGUUUAAAUGUUACGUGGGAAAAAUUUGACUGCAUUGAAAAUCCAAGUUAUAUCACUGAAUAUUUGGUUAAAUACUGUGCUACAUUUGACGGAAAAAUGUGUCGGGAGUCCGAACAUACCCAAAAUGUUAGUAACAGUAAAACCAAUACAGUAUUAUAUGACUUGAAAGGGAAUACAAAGUACAUGGUGUAUGUCAUAGCAGUGUCUGCAGCAGGACUGGGCAAUGCUAGUCAGCCUUUAAUGCACGAAGUCAAGCUCAUAGCUGCAGAGCAAAGUUUCGGUCAGACUGUUGGAAUUACAAUUGGAAUAAUCGUGAUAUUGUUUUUUAUUCUUGUGCUUUACAUGUUAUGGAAAUAUUGUGUUGGACGAAGGAAAAAAAUUCCAUCUAUAGAAAUAGAACCUUAUGCCCAGACUCAGGUAAAUAACAACCAUGGGUAUAGAGAAAAGCAAGAAGACUUUAACUAUGACAGCUCAUCUGAAGCAAGUACAACACCUCAGGAAUCUCUGUGUUUUAAUCAACUUCAAAAGAAAUGUUUUAAUCCACUACAAAAGAAAUGCCUUGUGAAUGACGACGUAACUAAAAAAUUGCUGACUGCUACGGAAGGUUCUAAAGAGUAUAGCAGUGAGCCUUCGCAUGGGUACACACGUAAAGUCCCACCUAAAGAUUUCACAUCUACUUCUUGUGAAGAAGGAAUAAAGUUUUGUCCUAAAAACAUUUUUCAUCUGCAAAAUGAAAAAUCAGAAGCACUACUAACUAAUUUUGGAGAAGAAAAAUCGGAAUUAUCUAAAUCUAAUUCAGAUAAUAUUGAUGACACUGCUCUAUUGGGAGAACAAAAAUCAGAGAUAUUAAAAUAUAAUGCAGGCAAUAUUGAUGACUCUGGUCUUCUGGAAAAACAAAAAAUUGAAAUAUUGAAAUCUAAUUUGGGCAAUGUUGCUGACUAUAUGAAAUUCUGUCUGCCCCAAGGGCUAUCACCAAAUGGAUUCAUAAAACCAGCAACAGAUUACAUCCCUUUUGAUUCAAAAUCAAGGGACAUUAGUGCUAAAGGUACUCUUCCCUUGAGACACUGUAGUGCACAAGAUAUUCCCAACAGCAGGUUAAUAGAGAGAAACCCACAUUGUUUAACUAAUGAGCACCCAUCCAACAAAAGAAGUGUAAUAAAAGCCAAUUUACCAGUCACAGACUAUGUCAAAAUUUUCCCGCCUGAUUUAUGUGAAACUACACUUUCAGUAGGGCAGGCUGGGUCUAACACCACUGAUUACCUACCGGUUAACAGUUGCAUUCAUUCACACUCACCUCUCAUUAAACCAACUAAUACAUUGUCAACAUCAUCUUUUGACUCAUGUGACCACGUGAUAUAUUCUGACCAAGCAUUACCUUGCGAGGGUAGCAGUAAAAACCCUACUAAUUUUUCCGGUGUUUAUAUAUCAGUCAGCAGCAUUCAAGAUUUUUCAUCUGUACAUUUGUUCACCCCAUCUCAUUGCCAUGAUAGUCCAAUAGUUUGGGAAAAAGCCAAAGAAAUCGGGUCUUACAGAGGGUCAACAAUUCAAUUAGCUAACACUCGACCACUCAGUGGAGUUCUGCUUGACUUGCCGCCUGCAUAUUACUUAGAUCAAAAUCACUACGGUCAUUACAUGACAACAGAAUUAUAAUCGUUCUUGUAUUCAAUUUGUGGUUUAACUUUAAAGAUGAAGUAAUUAAAUAGUACUCACUCAACUAUUUGUAAGUUAUUCUUACUUUUCCUCUUCCAUUUAAAUGCACAAACCAAUUAUUUCAGGUCAAUCUUAAAAUAAAAACUUGACUUCAGAAUAAAAUUUAAAUAAAUCCAAAUAAAAUUCACAAAAAUAUUUUAUUUAAAAUGAUACAUAUUUAACUAUUUAAUAUAAACAUUUAAAUACUAGUAGUACAAUAAGUUACAGAAAGCAAAGAAAUAUGUUUAAAAUUAAUUUUUAAAAUGUGUUUGAAUUGAUUUUGAAUAUUUUAAACAUAAUGCAUCAUCUACUUUCAUAUUUGUAAGUUAAUUCUUUCAAUAUAAAAAUUUAAAAAUGCAUUUUAUUUUUAAAAUGUGCUUUUACGCUUUGUAGCAUAAAGCUACUUAAAUUUUAAAAUAUUUUUUCUCUUAUUUCUGCUUCUUAAUUGUUUAAAACUGUAUGACCAUUUGUUAAUAUAAUUAGGGCUUUUAUUGGUAUGUUACAGAUGGGUUGUGAAUAAAUUGAAGUAUUAGUUUCAUGUAGUUUAUUUUUUGCUUUUCAUUUGUAUGACAGUUUUUAGUACUUUUGAGUUAGCAGUGUUCCAAUAAUCAAAUAGCUGGUGUUGCAACAAAUUUAGGGCUAAGUCAAGUUAGUAUUAUGUUUAGGUUAAAUUAUUAUUAGUAGGCCAAUUUGUGAUUUGAUUUUGAAAUCACUGCUAACAAAAAGUACAAAAUAAUUAUUCCCUGUGCAAUAUGUAUUUAUGUAAUAAUGAACGUUUCAUCCAACAUAUGUUUCUGUUUAAUUGUUUUUGUCAGUGUCUAGUGAUUAAUUGAUUCCACUUUUAUAAAUGUAUGGCUUGAGCUUUAAUUUGAAUUGGUAUGUGAUUGAAAUGACGAUGUCAAUGAUAAACUAUAUAUAAUGUAUAUGCUGUUCUGAUUAUUAUUGACUUU
This is a messenger RNA of Physella acuta, 4775 nucleotides long. RefSeq lists its product as uncharacterized. Gene Ontology annotation, molecular function: protein binding. The record is from RefSeq and is a predicted model, not a curated record. NCBI's taxonomy places the organism in Eukaryota, Metazoa, Mollusca, Gastropoda, Physidae.